AUGGUUAGCCAUUUUGAAUAUAGUGAAAAAUAUUUUUAUAAAAAAUAUAAUAAACUAAAAGAUUUGAAAAACGUUAAGACAAAAGAUUUAGUUACGCGUUAUUUAUUAUUCUUCGUUUUUUUUGUUGAUAAAAUUAUUGAAAAAAAUGAGGACGAAAAUAAAGAACUACAAAAACAAAAUGAAGAGAAAAGAAAAGAAUUAAUAAAACAAAAUGUCUUAAACAUAAAAAAUAAAUUAAAAGAAAAACAAGAAAAUGAAUGUAAUUCACAAGAAGAAACUAUUUUUAAUGAAAUAUGUUAUGAUAAUAUUUUGGUUGAUGAAAAAAAUAAAAAUAAUCACAUAAAUUAUGUAACAAAACAUUUGAAAAAUAAUAAUUUAAGUGAUGGAAAUUGUAAAAAUUAUGAGAAAUGUAAAACAAAUUAUAAUGAUAAGGAAAAAAAUAAAUCUUGUAACUUUUCAAGUAUUUGUAAUGAUUUAACUUGUGCCUUUUAUAUAUGUAUAAUAUUAUUUGUUGAAAAUUUAAAAGAUGAUCAAAAUAAUGUGGAUUAUAAAAAAAGUGUACAUGAAAAUAUCUCUUCUCAAAAAUCAUCAGAUGAAAAAGAUAAUAAUAUUGAAACUAUUCCUUUUGUGAACAUAAAUGAAAAUAAGAACAAUUUUAUAAAAAAGGACAUUGUGGAUAAUGCAAAUGAUUUGUCAUUCAAUUUAAUUUUUGAUAUACAUUUAUUAUAUAUUUCGUUAUGCUUUUAUUAUAUAUAUUUAUUAAAUGAUGAUAUAUAUUAUUUACAAUUUAGUUUAUUAUUAUUUUUGAUGCUUUUUACACAUUUUAAAAAUAAAGAAAUUAUUCAUUUUAUAUAUUUUAAGAAAGACAAAGAAGAAAAAGAAGAAAAUAAAGAAGAAUGUUAUAUCACCUAUGAAAUAUCAGUAUCAAAAUUUUUAUAUAAUAUUUGUAAAAACUUAGGUGUCUAUUAUAAAGAAAAAGAAAACGAUAUUUAUAUGAGCAUAUUUUUUUUAACAUACAGCUUUGUUUUUUUAAAAUAUACAAAAAUGAAAGAUAAUAAAAAAGAUAAUAUUACCAAUAACAAAAUAUUAAUGGAUGAAAUUAUUAUCGUUCAGCAUAUGUAUGAAAUAUUUUUAGAUAUAAACUUUUUUUCGACAUCUACUUUUUUUAUACUGAGAACGAUAGAACUUCACCUGCAACUUUUGAAAAAUUAUAUAGACGAUAUAAAAGUAGAAGAACAAGGAGGAGAAGAGAAAAUAAAGACGAAAAAAAAAAAAAAAAAAAAUGACGAAAAGGAAAGUAUUAAGAGGGAUGAUACACCUAUAUAUAAAGAAUCGGAAGAUGUUGAUAUAUUAUCAAAUGAAAAGGACGAAAAAUAUACAAAAUUGGAAAUUAAUAAUAAUGAUAAUAUGUAUAAUACAAAUAAUAAUAUGAACAAUACAAAUAAUAAUAUGAACAAUACAAAUAAUAAUAUGAACAAUAGUGAUAUUUCUUUUUGUUGUGAGAAAACAAAGAAUAACCUGUCGAUUAAUGAAAACGUUAAUAGAAUCAUCAACAUGUUUUGUUCACUUUACAACAAUAUAAACGAGUGCGGAUAUAUAUUUUUAGAUGUUCAUUUGUUAUCUAUAUAUGAAUAUUUAUUAUGGGUGUGUUUUUAUAUUGUGAAAGAUGUAUACAGAUUGUGUUGUUGUUUAAAAAAAGAAAAAGAGAAAAGGAAAAUAUUAGAAUAUAAAUAUAUGACAUAUAGAAAUUUGUUAGAAGUUUAUAUUAUAUAUUUAAAAUAUAAUUAUUUGAAUUAUUCACAAGUAAAUUAUAGUAUAAAUAUAUAUAAAAAUAUAGAUGAUAAUAUUUAUUCAAAACAUGAUAAGAUGAAAAAUAUAUUUGACAUAUUGAAAAUUAAAUAUAAUUCUUCUAAGGAAAAAGAAAUAAACCAUAUGAAAAUAUGUGAAGAAGAAAAAGAAAUAAACCAUAUGAAAAUAUGUGAAGAAGAAAAAGAAAUAAACCAUAUGAAAAUAUGUGAAGAAGAAGAAGAAAAAGAAAAAAAUGAUUAUAAUUUCUUAAUAAAUGGGUUACAUAAGAAAGUCGAGGAACAGAUAGAAGAUCGAAUUUUUAUUUAUGAUUAUAAAAAUAAUACACAAAAAGAUAUUACAAUUAUUUUGAAUAAUAAUGUAAUAAAUAUUAGUGAAAUAAUAAAUACUUCAUAUGAUACUUGCAAAUCAUUAUUUGAAAAAAAAAAAAAAAAAAAAAAAAAAAAUGUAUGUACAUUUGAAAAUAAAAUAAACAUAUAUGAUAAAAAUAUAAUAUAUGAUUUUAUAUAUGAUAAUAUAUUAAAAGAUAAAAAUUAUCCACGUUUUUAUAAUGAAGAAGAAGAAGAAGAAGAAGAAGAAAAUGAAAAUGAAAAAAAUAACACUUUUAUGGUUAACAGCUUUUAUGAAAAUAUGUCUUUUUUUAAAUUCUUUGAAAUCAAAUUUAAAGAAGAUAAUCAAAUAAUAAAAAAUAUUAUUCAUAUAAUACAUAAAAAAACGAAUAAGAUAAUAAUAAUAAAUAUAGAUACCACAUAUUUUGAAGAAUUUGUUAACAUUUUCCGGUUUGAUAAUGUACCUUUUAUACAUUUUAAUUUUUAUAUUUGUAACUUUUAUUCAUUACCAUAUCAUGAGGAAGCUUUAAAAAAAAUAAAGAAAAUUUAUAAAAUGUUUUGUAAACAUAGAGAUAAUGAAGAAUAUGUUUAUUUGCUUCAAGAUGAAAAGAUCAUAAAAGAAAAUAUGGAAAAGGAAGACAAAAAUAAUAAAGACAAAAUGGAUAAAAUAAAAGAAUUAAAAACAAAUGAUGAAAUUGACAAAUUAUAUACAACAGAAGAAGGAAAAAAAAAAAAAAAAAAAAAUAUAUUAGAGUAUAAACAUAGGAUACAUUAUUUGUGUUAUAAUUAUAAUGAAAUAUUAUAUUUAUUUGAAAAAAUGAAAAAAUAUAAAAAAAAAAGUUUAGAAUAUUUUUCUUUAUUUAAACAAACAACAUUACAUUUGGAUAUUUUAAUAAAUAGUAUGCAAUCAUAUUUUUACUUUAAUUUUUUUACGAAAACUUUUGAUAUAUAUUUACAAAAUUAUAUGGAAAUAAUUAAUUCCUUAAGUCAUCCUUUAAAAUAUUUGCAAAAUGAUCAGUACGUAUCAUAUAAAAGAGAAAUUGCUUUAAAAUGUGCUCUUCUUUUAAAGGAUAUUUUUAUAUGUAAAAAGUUCAACACGUUUAAUGAAAAUAUAUAUUUAAACGAAAAAGUGAAAAAUAUACAAACAAAUAUAAAUACAAAUGUACAAGCAAACGGCGACUUUGAUGAUAAUAUUAGGGGUCCUUUAACUAAUGAGCAAAAACAUAUAAUAUUACAAAUAGUACAAUUUUACUUUUCUUUUUUAAGUACAUAUUGUAAAAAAGAAGAUGAUAUGAUCAAUGAAAAACUAAUUUUUCAAAAUAAUGAAGAAAAACAAUAUUAUUUUGAUAUUUAUUUUUAUGUAUGUAAAACUUUAUCAACAAUUGAAGAUCGAUUUUUUAUUUCUCAAGCUAUUCAACAUUAUCAGUAUAUAUUAAAUUAUUCUUUGAAAAAUAAAAUGUAUGAAGAUGAAUCAUAUAAUGAAUAUAUGAAAUCAUUUGCUAACAAGUCCAUAUAUUCCUUGACCUUCAAAAUGAAGGAAAUGACAUAA
Messenger RNA from Plasmodium falciparum 3D7, 3684 nucleotides. RefSeq lists its product as uncharacterized. NCBI's taxonomy places the organism in Eukaryota, Apicomplexa, Aconoidasida, Haemosporida, Plasmodiidae. The record is from RefSeq and is a predicted model, not a curated record.